UGGAAUUGUUGACACGUUGACGUUUAGUAGCGGCAGCUUCUGCAAUUUCGGCAAUGAUUGGGAAGGGUAAGGAAACUUCGCCUCAUGGGGAACUGUGGGGAGCCCCUCUUGACCUGCAGGGUAAGGAGGAAGUGUCCGCGCUGUCUACUGUGAUACUUUACAAACAGCAGCUGGAGGAGAUGUAUGUGGCGCUGUGUCAAGCGCAUGGUGAUCUGCCAUAUGAUGUUCUGCUGGAGGGAGAGGAGACCUACGAUGGGUGGGAAGAGGAACUUUAUGAACAUAUCUCCUUUCGACAGUGGGAUGCGAUCGACAGAGCGCGGGCGAUUGCCAUCUUCUACGACUGCGUGGAGAUGCUGCAGCAGGUCAAAGAUAUAAUCGCUGGCCUUCUGGCGAGGAGACACGCGAGUGGUCUGCCAGAUACCGAGACAUGGACAGCAGCAGCAGCAGCAACAUCAUCGACAACAUCAUCAACAACAUUAAUUUCAUCAACAACGGCAAUAAUAGCACUGAUAUCGACCACAAUCACAUCAUCAGGGAUUAAUACGGUGGUAUUGCCAACUACGACAUCUGCGACGAUAACAUCACUAUCUAUGGCAGUGAUGCCAUUGAAUAUUCUAGGUUGUGUUCAGCAACGGGAGCUGCUUGAGCAGGCUGAUGAUGCAUGGGGGUUGGAAGAGGGGCCGCCCCCUUGUGUGGGAUUCGCGGAUCGGUUACGGUCGAAUGCGCUGAGGUGGCGCGGCUGCAAGGGCCUCGAGGAGGGGCAGGGCCCGUGCGGCGAGAACGACGACGUGGACGGCCUUUGCGAGUGUAGCUUCAUUGCUGGUGACGCAGCGUCAAAUGAUGAUGGUACUGUCGACAUAAACAUUCACGAUGAUGACAAGGACGAUACUGUGGACGGCCUUUGCGAUUGUGGCUUCACUGCUGGCGACGCAGCUUUGAAUGAUGAUGGUCCUGUCGACAUAAAUAACAACAACAAUCACAUAGCAUGCAAUAAUACAACCUGCAACAACAACAAACAUGGCGAUGAUGUGUGUAAGGAACACUCUGGGGAAAGUGGAAGGGGUAUGAACUCGAAACCGGUUGGAGGGGGGGGAGGGGGAGGAGGAGGGGGAGGAGGGGGAGGAGGAGGAGGAAAGGUGGGGCGUGGUUGUGGGAGUGGUGUUUCUUCUCCAUCUCCUCGCGGAGGAGGAGGAAGAGCUCCGAUGGCCGGGAAACCGACUGGUGCUGCAGCUGCUGCUGGUCGUGGUAGUGGUGGCCGUCAGCUACCCAGGGGGGCUGGGGCUCCUCUCAAUUGGACACCUGCAGCGGCUGCUGCCGUGGCGGCCGCUGCGGGUGCUGCUGCUGCACUGACUGCCUCUGUAGCUGGUGGUGGUGGUGGUAGUGGAAACUCAGCUGCGCAGCCGCCUGGGACAUUGAAUGACAACGACGACAACGUGAGUGCUGGGAAAACCAAGGAUCAGAAGGUCCCUGCCCCUCUCCCUCUCCCUCUUCCUCCUCCCCCCUCUGCCUCAAGUGGUGGAAGUAAUGCCGCCUCAGGACCCUAUCCCUGCCCUCCCCCCGCACCAGCAGCAGCAGCUCAACGCCGAGGACAAGGUUCUGCAGGUCUGGCAGGGAGUCGUGCUGGUCAGCGCUCAGGGGGCGGGGGGGUGGGCUCUUCUCGUGGAGGGGAUGGAAGCCAAGACAGUGGUGGUAGGGGGGGAAGGGGUAGUGCCCGUGCCGCUCCACCUCCUCCUACUCCUACUCCUCCUCCUACUCUUGCGGCGAGCGCAUCUGGACAAGAGCAACAGAAUCGCAUGCCGGAUGCAGAGUGCGGUCCCUUCUCGAUAAUUCAGCUUCAUGUCCUGAAGGCUCAGAUCCAUACAUUCGUCAGACUUCAGGAAGGAAAACCAAUCCCUGAGGAGAUGCUGAAGGCGAUAGUGCCCCCGCCCCUACAGAACAGCCACUACUACCAGCAUUACCCUCAUUUCUAUCAACAACAGCAGAAUCAACAGCAACAGCAACACCAGCAGAGGCAGCAGCAGCUGCAACAGCAGCAGCAGCAGCAGCAGCAGCAACAACAACAACAACAACAACAACAACAACAACAACAACAACAACAACAACAACAACAACAGGAAGAGCAGAGACAGGAACAGCAGCAGCAGCAGCGGCGGCAGGUGGAAGGGGCGGAGCAUUCGGCAUGUGCAGACGGCGGUUCAUGGAAUGGCAGGGAGGCAACAGCACUGUCUGUGCAGGAGGGGGAUAAAGGAUUGGGGGGAGGUGGGGAUGUGAUCGGUGGUGGGAGAGGGGGAGGAGGAGGAGGAGGAGAAGGAGGAGGAGGAGAAAGGGGAGUGCUGAUGGGUCCUGUUGGUUGUUCUGUGACUGGAGCAUCAACAGGCACGGGGACAUCAAGGGUGGGUGCGUUCGGUGCUGCUGGUGCUGCUGGUAAGGGAGGGGUGGCUAUGGCUAGGAGUGAGUGUGUGGUUGGGAGCGGACGGCCUGGUGAGCAGGGGGAGGAGAUGUCCACCUGCCCCAAUCGAGCAGUGCCUACAGGGCCUGCCACCACCAGUAGCAAGCCUCAUCAGCAAUCACAGUCUGGAGCUCCUACACCAGCGCAUGCUUUUGCUGGUACUACGCACGUGGAACACUCCAAGUUGGGCGAUCAACAUACUUUACUACCGUCGGGGGAAUCGGUUGCCGCAGCAGAAGAGGCGGGCAGUGGAAAACAACAGGGAGUUAAGCUUUCUCGCGAUGAUGAAGCUGGCACUGGGCAUCGCAGCGCGAGCACCGCUCCUUGUGCUUCUGCCAAUGUCGCAGCUGCUGGCAUCAAGCGAGAGGUAGGUACCGAUGCUACGGGCCCUGUGCACAUUGGUGUUGGGGAACGAGGUGGAGGAGGAGGAGGAGGAGGAGGAGGAGGAGGAGCAUCGUCGACAAGGAAAAAAGGUGGUGGUGGUGCUGCGGCAGCGGUGAUGGCAGAGUCUGGUGCACUGGGGUCAACGGAGAGAAUGGCGGGACAAGUGGGCAUGGGGAUGCUGGCGUCCCACUGUGGUACUUCCUCUGGCAUCAGCAUGGCGGGAGAGGGCAACAGCGGGAAGGGGACAGGGGGGGCUGGUCGAGGAAGCACUUGUGUCGUUGCGGUACAUGGCACAGCUGGGUGUAAUCAGAGCAGUACUAGCAUGUGGUCCCCACCACCCCUGAGGAGGUAUAAGGGGCCGUUAUAUGAUUUCACGCCCGUGGGUGGCAGGGGGGGUCCUGCCUGGGACCGGGAAGGGGUUGCUCACCCUCCAGCUCCCAAGCUCAUUGCCAUGGCAGAUCCUGCAAUGGAGCAGCAAAAAGGGUUUCCUAGUGUGGUGAGGGAGCCCAUCCCACUUGCCUAUGAUGUCCGUGAACUGCUGCUGGAAGAGGCAGCACAUGCGGUCGAGAGGAGGUGGCAAUGGAAUCUACGUGUAAUCGAAGAAGUGCUCCAGAGUAGCUGCUUUGACAAGUCGGCGAAUGGCAUGCCCAGUUGGAAGAAGCGGGAGUUGGCGAUGCUCCGAACGCGGCUACGAAUUCAGCAAAGCAAGCUGCGAUUGAUGGCAUUGCAGGCGCGGAUCAGGGAGGAGGUGGAGGAGGACCAACAAGAGAUUAUGGCCAUGGGGGAGAGGGCGUAUCGGAAGAGUGUGAGAUUAGGUGAGAAGCAAAAGGCAGAGAUGCUACGACAGAUGAUGGCACAGCAAAAGGCCGCAAGGGAAAAGCACAUGAAGGCGUUGUUCUCGUGGAGGAAGCGGUUGAUGGAAACACAAUGGUCAUCAGUUCGAGACCUGCGGCUGGCAAGGAAUCGGCUGGUGCUAAAGUAUCAUGAGAAGAUGAUGCGCGAGUUCCAAAAGAGGAAAGAUGAAGAUCGGAACAGAAGGCUGGAUGCAUUGAAGGCCAAUGACAUGGACACGUACAGAGAGCUGCUGCGUCAGCAGCAGGCGGUGAUGCCGGAGGACGCGAGUGAGAAGUUUGAAGUGUUGUCGGCGUUUCUGACGGAGACAGAGGAGUAUCUUCACAAGCUGGGUGACAAGAUAUUCGCGGUGAAAGUGAAGCAGGAGAGGGAGGAAAUGUUGAUGACAGGGACUGGUGGGGGCGGAGAAGAAAAUGGAUUGGUGACGAGCGAUGGGAGCGGGGCAGUGGAGGGGCUUUCGGCCGCUGCAGCGGCAGCGAUGGUGGGCUCGUCGGGAGGGGGUGCGAAGAAAUACUAUACUCUUGCACAUACUGUCAAUGAACGCGUCGUGACGCAGCCGAUGCUGCUAAAGGGCGGCAAAUUGCGCGAGUACCAGAUGGUGGGCGUGCAAUGGCUUCUGUCGCUGUAUAACAACCGUCUGAACGGGAUUCUGGCGGACGAAAUGGGUCUUGGGAAGACGGUGCAGGUUAUGGCUCUGAUAGCCCACCUGAUGGAGCACAAAGCAAAUUACGGUCCACAUUUGAUCAUCGUGCCGAACGCAGUGGUAGUCAACUGGAAGAGUGAGCUGAACCACUGGUUGCCAUCGGUGAACUGCAUUAUUUACACAGGGGGGAAGGAGGAGAGAGCGAGGCUUUUUAUGCAGGAAGUCCUGUCGGUGCGGUUCAACGUGUUGGUGACGACGUUUGAAUUUGUAAUGCGAGACAGAGCGAGGCUGUCGAAGAUUGAGUGGAGGUACAUGAUCAUAGACGAAGCGCAGAGGAUGAAAGAUCGGGAGUCGAGGUUGUCGCGGGAUUUGGAUAGGUUCCGCUGCCAUCGAAGGCUGCUGCUGACGGGGACACCGCUACAGAAUGACCUGGGGGAGCUGUGGUCGCUGCUUAACCUGCUGUUGCCACAGGUGUUCGACAACAGCAAGUGGUUUCACGAGUGGUUCGCCAAGUGCUUUGAAGAUAGAGAGUCGGUGGGGGGGGGAGGAGGAAGUGGGAGAGAGAAAGGAAGAGAUAGGGAGGCAGGGGGGGGAAAUCAGCAGUACGAUUCAUGGUUGGAGACGGAAAAGAAGGUGAUUGUGAUCCACAGGCUUCAUCAGAUCUUGGAGCCAUUCAUGCUUCGCCGCCGAGUCGAGGAGGUGGAGGGAAACCUUCCACCAAAGGUAUCUUAUGUGCUGAAGUGCAGAAUGUCUGCCUAUCAGGCAGCUAUAUACGACUGGGUGAAGGCGACCGGAACGCUUCGGCUCGACCCCGAGUUGGAGAUUCAGCGGACAGCAGGCUCGAAGAGGCCAGUUCGAACUUACGCACCUCUGCAGAACAAGUGCAUGGAACUCCGCAAAGUGUGUAAUCAUCCAUACUUAUCUUAUCCUGAACAAAACUUGGGCUUCGAGGAGUAUGUUGUUCGGGCAUGUGGCAAGCUGUGGAUGCUAGAUCGAGUGCUACGGAAACUGCACCGCUCCGGACAUAGGGUCCUACUUUUCAGCACCAUGACAAAGCUGUUGGACAUCCUGGAGGAGUACCUAGCCUGGAGAGGGUACGUGUACCGGCGAAUUGAUGGCACAACGCCAUUGGAGGACCGCGAACAGGCGAUUGUGUACUUUAAUAAGCCGGGAUCGGAUUGCUUUAUAUUCUUGUUGAGCAUCCGUGCGGCUGGGAGAGGCCUUAACCUGCAAACGGCGGACACAGUCGUUGUGUACGACCCCGACCCGAAUCCGAAGAACGAGGAGCAGGCAGUGGCACGCGCACAUAGAAUAGGCCAGAAGAAGGAGGUGAGGGUGCUGUAUUUGGAGGCGGUUGUGGACUCUGUUUCAUCCUUUGUUGGUGAGGAUGAAGCACGUAGGAGCUCGAGAGGACGGCGUGAGGAGUCAAGCUCAGAGGACUCGACGGAGAGCUCCGAGUCGCAGCAAGAGGUAGACGAUGGGGAUGAUGAUGACGAUGAGGAUGACUUUGAGGAGGAAGAGAGCUUGAUUGGUAGAGGGGGAAGUUUGCGGAAAAGGAAGUCAAAGAUGACGGUGAAGAAGAAGAAAAGAAAGACGAAGAGGAGAAAGCGGAAGACGAAGGGCAAGUUUGUUGGCUCCAUUGAAAGUUUGGUGAGGAACACCAUUCAGCAACACAAGAUAGACAUGGCAGACGAAGUUAUCAAUGCGGGCCGUUUCGACCAGCGCACCACGCACGAGGAGAGGAGAAUGACACUUGAGGCCUUGCUGCACGACGAGGAGCGAUGGCAGGCAGUGGCACAUGAUGUUCCCACACUGGAGGAGGUUAACAAAAUGAUUGCAAGGUCCGAGGAGGAGGUAGCGCUCUUCGCGCAAAUGGACCGUGAAAUGACAUGGCCAGGGAAACUGCUGGGGAGGAAGGAAAUCCCGGCAUGGCUAAGAGCCACCACCAUGGAUGCUGAGGCUGCCAUUGCAGAGAUAGCACGCCAGAGUGGAAAGAGGUCUAGCUUGUUCCCCACUGAAGUAGGCUUUGGGACACGUGGCGGUAGACAGGCAGGUGUUCCUCCAUUGCCAGCAAGGCGUGGUGGCCGUGGGAGAGCCGCAGAAAGAACUGCUGCUGGUGGUGGUCCUGAUGGGGGAGACGACUACCGUGCCAGUGAACGGAGAGCAGCUGACAAUGCAGUGCUAGAUGUGGAGACCGAUGCGCGGGAACGACGUCGCAGUCUCAGAUCAUCAAGGUCAGAAGGAAGAGAAGUGACUCCGCAGUCCCUUACUAAUGGGAAAGGGGGAAGAGAGAGAACCAUGUACUUGGACGAGGAAGAAGACGAGGAUGAACAGGAGGAAGAGGAACCAGUGGUGGAAGAGGUGGAAGAGGAGGAAGAGGAGGAGGAAGAAGAGGAGCGCGAGGAAGAAGUGAAAGAGGAACAGGAUGAAGUGGAAGAGGAGGAGGAAGAGGAGGAGGAGGAAGUGGAGGAGGAGGAGGAGGAGGAGGAGGAGGAGGAGGAGGAGGAGCAAGAGGAGAAGAGGGUGGCGGUUGAAAGGAAUCGUCCUCCGACAGAAUGGAGAAGUGCACGGAGAAGGGGCCAUGAGGCACCAAAGGUUGCGGAUGCUAAAGAGGGGGAGGUCUUGAAAUUAAGAGAGAAGAUGGUGGAAAGGCGGGUUGAAUGGAGGCCUGGCAGAGAACUGGAGGCAGACAUGCAGGGGUGGGAGAAUAGUGAUGACAAUGAAGGGGAACGUGAUGCAGAUGAAGAAGAAGAGGAAGAGGAAGAAGACGAUGAAGGACAAGAAGAAGGAGAAGAAGAAGAGGAAGAAGAAGAAGAGGAGGAGGAAGAAGAAGUAGAAGAAGAAGAAGAAGAGGAAGAAACAGUUAUAGAGGAAGAAGAUAUAGUAGUGGAAGGAGGAGGAGAAGAACAAGAUGAUGGAGUAGCUGUAGUAGAAGACACAGUGGCAAUAGAGGGAGAAGAUGAAGACAGAGAAAUUGAAGAAGAAGAAGAAGAGGAGGAGGAGGAGGAGGUGGGGGAGGGGGAGGAAGAAGAGGAGGAAGAAGAAGAAGACGAAGCAGGAGAUGCGAAGGAAGAAGUGGAAGUAGAUGCAGAGGUAGAAACAGAGGAAGCUGGAGAGGAGAGAGAGGUCGAGGAGGCGGGGGAAGAACAAGAAGAGGAGGAGGAAGAGCAAGGACAGGGAGAAGAGAAUGACGUGGCUAAAGCAUCCAGAAAGAACCUGCAGCACAUGGAGAGUGUGAGUCAGGAGAAGUUCGACAUGGAUGGAUGUUAUAAUUUUAUGGAACGAAAGGCAGCUGUGAAACAAGAAGAGGAAAGGAGAACAAAGAGAGAGGUGAAUGGUUUAAGAAGCAGUGAGCGCGGUGAAGUAGAGGAUCAUAAGGUAAUCGAGGAUGAGAGGGAUGAAGUGUGCGCUCGAGCGCCGGAUAUGGAGGAUGCUCGAGAGGCCGUGGAAGAGGAUGAAGGGGAGGAAGAGGAAGAGGAAGAGGAAGAGGAAGAGGAAGAGGAGGUUAACGAAGAGGAAGAUAGGAAUAGGAGAACACCCUCUAAAGCCAGUGAACAGGAGCACAGCGAGGGCAGGAGAAUAUCUAUUGCCGAAAUAAGAGAGAACAGUGAAAGAAGAUGGGGGCCAAAGGCUGUGGAGGUCACCCGAGUGUAUGCAGAAAGUAGGGAUUCGAGUGAUGAAGAGGAGGAGGAAGAGGAGGAAGAGGAGGAAGAGGAGGAAGAGGAGCAUGAGAAGGAGGCAAUUGGCAAUAGAGCACUGGGGGAUGCAGGGGCUGCAAAACAGCAGCAGCAGGCAGUUAGCUUGGUCAACUAUGACGACAUGAACAAGGGAGGUUUGAAUGCCGAAGGAGGUGGUGGGGAGGAAGACUCGUCUGCUGCCAGGGUUACCUUGCAAGGGAGAAGUGACAAAAGCACUGAGCGCGGGGGAAGCGGGGUGAUGGGCGAGACAGGUAUGAAGAAGGGGGAAUACGGGCAAAGGUGGGAGGAGGGAGGGAAGAUGUCCGCAGAGGGGAAGAGAAUGGAAAGAGCAGACAGGUCGGAGAAGCCAGACUUGCGCAUAAGUAGGCAUGGACGAGAGGGCAUGACAGCCACCCAGGAGACGAAGAUGUGUGCCGAUGCGGAGGAAGGAGAAUUGAAGAGUGAGAAAGAGGAAGGUGAGAUGAAUGGGAACAUGGAAGAAGGGGAACUAGAGCCUGACAAAGAACGCCGGGAAUGGCAGCGCCGGGAUGUGGGAGAUGAGGAUGGAACAAGGGGGGUUUAUCGGCGCCACGAUCGGGAGCAGGGGGUUGAUGUUAGGCAAGAUGGGGGUUGGAAAGGGCACCACGAGCCAGAUGAAAAGGAUGGGCGAAUGCUGACUGCAGAAGAGCUGGAGGAGGGAGAGAUUGCAAGGGAAAGUGAGGAAUCGAUGAUGGGUCAGGAUCAUCCUCGGAGGCGUCGACGAGGUAGUGGUGGCGGUGGAGAGUGGGGCCGUAGUGGAAGGCAUGGCAUGGGGGUUGCAAUGGGGUUGGGAGUGCCACCGAAUUUUGAUCCCGAUAGCCACAAGGGAGGGAAGAGGGUUGGUAAGCAACAUGUAUCCAGCUCCAGGAGAGAGCAAGGCGCGAUUGUGCGGGGCCUGGGAGACGAGGGCAAUCGCCGGCAACCACCUCCCAUAUUCCCGCCCGGCAUGGGGAAAGGGAUGUCGACAUCCAUACCCUCACCACAUGUCUUGGGCGUAGAAGGCGGCCCUCGGGGUGUGUACAACUCCGGUCAGCCAUUUGACCUGGCGAUGGAGGAUUUGGGGUUCGGUGUGCGGCUAGGUCCUCAGCAUGGGGGACUGCCUACGCCGGGCCGCAUGCCAAGCGGGCCUGGUGGGCGUGGCCCUCCUAUGCCGAUGCAUGGUGGUGUGCCGCCGGGCGGGAGCCCGGUCGGCAGAGGGGGAGGUAUGAUGGAGUGGGGUGGAGGUGCGCGUGGUAGGGGUCGAGGAGCAGGUGGGGGACAUGUUGUUAGUGAAGGGGAUUGGAGGCAGGGACCCCCUUUUCCACCAGAGUAUGGCAUGGGAAGAAAACACGAAGGGAGGCUAGGACCACCCACACGAGGUGGAGGUAUGGGGGACAUGGAGGACAUGCCUCCAGGCUUUGAUAGGAGGGAUAUGCCUCCUGAUAUGAACAGUGACAUGCGGGGCUUGGGUCCCAUGCACAUGGGUGGGCCAGGCGCAGGCCCAGGUGCAGGACCAGGACCGGGGCCAGGGUUGGGUCCGGCGAUGGGGCCAGGUAUAGGACCAGGCCCGGGAAAUUCCCUUUGGCCCAUGAACGAGGCAGCACAUGCCAAGUGUCAGGGAAUUCUUGGUCGGGUGCACGGUAUGGUCGCCAGGCUGAACCGCCAGAUUGCUUCACUUUGGCGGAGUGCUCAUCAGAGAGGAGGGGGAGGAGGAGGAGCCGGACCAGCAGGAGGAAACUACGGUGGGGGACCCCCUAUGGGAGGGGGUCCGCCGGAUCGCCAUCCGGCAUUCCCAGGACAGCCGAAUUGCCCGCCUGGAGGCCAGCAGCUUGACAUGCAUCUGAUCGAGAAACGGCUUCACCGGUGCGAGUACUUGAGCAUCGAAGACUUCACGGUCGACGUUUGCCGUCUCUUGGACAGCUUUGUCCUGGCAUGCCCUCAAGGGUCCGAGGCACAGGAGAGCGCAAGGCAGUUGAAGGUGCUCUUCAUCCAGCGCAUGGAGAUGGAGUUCCCCGGGCUCGAUCGGUUUCCGGGCCUGAGGGCAGGAAGGGGUAUGCCUGUCGGAAUGGAUAUGAGGAGACCCAUGCCUCCUAUGCCCAUUCCUGGAGAACCUCCCUAUCCUGGCGCUGGCCCUCCCAUGAUGCCUGGCGGACGAGGGGCGAUGGGGGGAUAUCCUCUACCCCCUCCAGGCCAUCAUCGCGAGAGGGAACAUCAGCAUGGUCCUGCACCUCUGGGAAUGGGUGAUUGCGGUCGGGGCCCAGUGAUGCACGGGGGGGGAAGAGGUAUGGGCUCUCCAGGAAUUUGUAUGCCACCUCCACCCAUUGGGUGUGAAAGGGGUCACCAUCCUUGGGGUCGCGGGCCCGGGGGGGGGAUGGAUUUUGGCCUGGACAGUCCCAAGGGUGCGGGGGGGAACCAACAAAGAAGGGAGGAGAGACGGGCGCAUGCAGGUGAACCUCGAGGGUAUAAGAAGAAGAAGAAGAAGAGACGCGGAGACAGGGGGAUGGGAAUGGGGAUGGGGAUGAACCCCAACUUCAUGCCGGUUAUGGGUUGGGGUCUGGGAGGGAGGGGGGACAGAGAAGGUCAUGCAACCCCAGGGGGGGGUAAUGGUCCAGAAGGGGGAUUUGACUUUGGAGGAAACAUGGGAGCAAGAAUGGACUCAGGGAGGCCGAGCGGGGUCGGGGGUCCUGGUAGUGUGGGGACCCCCGGUGGUGGCAGUGGGGGGGGUGGCUGGGGGUCCGGCGGAGAAGGCUUUGGGAGCCGGGGGGUCUCCGUAGAGAGAAGUGGUCCUGCAUGUGGACCGCCCGGGGAUCGGGGCAGAGGAAAUGCAGAACUAGGGAGUAAUCCCCCUGGUUCACCAUAUCGGGAAAGUUUUGGGCAUCGCGGUGAUAUGGACGGGGAAGGAGGUCCACCGCGGAAGAGACCGCGGACAUAAGGACACAUGGAGCCGAUCCAAGUCGUGCUUUUGUACCACGAAAAUGAGCAGUUCAAUUCCUGCUGAUUGCUGAACGCGACACUGCUUGCCCACCUCAGAGUCUCCCAGUCAAGCAAAGGGUUGCUUCGCCAGAUAUGCAGCACGGAGGGACGGAGAGAACCAUCUGCUCAACAGAGGAGACCCAAGAGCUAAUCCAGACCUCUACCGUCUUCACAGUAUAUAACGCCAGGUCAUUAUCGCUGCAUCUGGACUGAAAAGUGCCCCAAAUACAGCUAUAAUGACCAGACGUUCUAUUUGGGUGAAGACGGUAGGAUGGAGCUGGUCCAGACCCUAGGAUGGGUGGGAAAUAAAGGGCUUGCUUUGCUUCUUCAGAUCAGUAUACCAGUCUCUCAGAUGACGGCAAUUGCGAAAAAGCUGUUCCAUCGAGUCCCAAGUCCCGACCGUGGGAAUAACAAAACACAGUACAAGAA
Messenger RNA from Chara braunii, 11425 nucleotides. The record is from the annotation of a GenBank genome assembly. Lineage: Eukaryota; Viridiplantae; Streptophyta; Charophyceae; Charales; Characeae.